AUGGACAUCCACAGAUGUCGCUUUGUCCAAUACCCCCCACAACCUAUUAAUGCCCUCGCAUUCUCACACCUCUCCGACUCGAAGAAGAGAACGCCUUCUGACCUCCGUCUGGCCCUCGGCCGCAACAAUGGUGACAUUGAAAUCUGGAACCCAUCACAUGGGCUCUGGCUACAAGAAAUCAUCCUCAAAGGGAGCAAAAACACAACAAUAGAGCAGCUUGCAUGGACGCAGGACCUGGUUGUGGACGAAGAUGAAUGGGUCAAUGGACAGAAGUACUCGAACGGACCACUACGGCUGUUCAGCACAGGCGGGUCGACCGCAAUCACCGAGUGGGAUUUGUGCACGGGAAUGCCGAGGAGGAAAGCAGAGGGAAAUUUCGGGGAUAUUUGGUGUUUCGCACCACAACCACAGAUAAAAGCCAACAAGGCGCCGGACACGCUCCUCCCCGGCGCAGGUUCACAGUUGCUUGCGGCAGGAUGCUCGGAUGGCACAAUAGUUCUCUUCUCGACUGAAGAUGACGAUCUGCGAUAUGAUCGAGUCCUAGCGCAACCGCCCGUCAAGAAGCCCAAGGUGCUCAGUUUGGCUUGGCGAGAUCGCGACACUCUUAUUGCUGGCUACGAAGACAGCACGAUCCGGGUCAUCGAUGUACCAGGCAGAAGAAUCAUUCGGAAUAUGAGCUUAGGGAAACCGGCCGAAGGAAGCAACAAUUCCGUGGUAUGGAGUGUCAAGUGUCUGCCUAAUGGGACAAUUGUCUCCGGCGAUUCCUCAGGCGAACUGAAGAUCUGGGAUUCGAAAAACUACUCCCUCGCUCAGCGGUUGAGUAGCCACAAAGCCGAUAUCCUCGACAUUGCCUUCAGUGCCUCUGGAGACACCAUCUUCUCCGUCGGCGUCGAUCGAAGAACGGUAAUCUACAAGCAAGUUCACAUUCACUCAGGCACGCAAAGAACAAGAUGGGCCGAAGUUGCCCACAAGCGCUACCACCAGCACGAUGUCAAAUGUGCCGCCAGCUUCGAGAGCAAGGAUCUGAGCAUUUUGGUGUCCGGCGGUAUGGAUACGCGUCCUGUCGUUGUCCCCAUCCGCCGAUCACAGACCGAGAACCACCGCACACUUCCGCAUCUUCCGCAGAGGUCUCAGGUCUCCGCAUCAAGUGCCUCAAGGCUGUUUAUAUCGUGGUGGGAUCGCGAAAUCGUCGUUUAUCAUGUAGCAAAGUAUCAAGAUUCCCCACGUGACGACAGCUCAGAAGGCGCCGCUGGUCCGCAUUAUCAGAAUCUUGCCAGGCUGAGCUUGCAAGGGGAUGAAAGUAUCCAACACGCUCAGAUCUCAGAGGAUGGUCAGUUCAUCGUUGCCGCUACCCUCAGCAGCGUCAAGCUGUUCCAGCUACGAAGGACCAAUGCAUCGGGAAACCCCGGCCUCCGCAGCCGCCAAAUCGACCUCCCGCCUACGAUUGUCCGUCUGGGCGCGAGACAAGUUGGGUUUUCCCCUGAUGGAAAAUGGCUGUUUGCCAUCCGAAAAGACAAUGCCGUGGCACUGGUCAAGAUCACUGCGUCUUCAGAUCCCAAGGGCCGUCCCACCAUCCACGAGAAAGUCGUCAGACUCUACCGUGGAUCCCGACCCUCAUCUUCUCCGGCACUAGGCACAUACUGCCAGAUAAUCACUCAAACCGCCUUCUCAAGCGACAGUCGGGCGCUCGCGGUAGGAGACUUAUCUGGAGCGAUCGAAGUCUGGGUCCUCGAAGGACACGAGGAUCUCAAUUUCAUCGACUCGACGGGAUCGGAUCGUUCUGCCGACUCGUCAUCUUCGGCCUCAUCAUCCACAACAUCGACAGACGAAGACGACGACGACGACGACGACGACUCCCCAGUCAUCCACGCACAGAAAUGGAUCCGCAAUCCCUCGGGCUCGUCCCUCCCACAGCUCGAUUCCGCUAUCCUGGCACUGACAUUCCGGCCAUCCUCCAUCGUCCCAACGCAUCCCAAGCACGAUAACCUCGGUCUUCAUGCCACUCGGCACAAUCCACACCCUGUGGCGCAGGAGCUGCCCUCUCCUGCCGCGAUGAAGCUUCUCGGCGUCACGGCCACGCAUCAUAUUACGGAAUUCGACGUCUUGUCCUCGACCCUUUCCGAUUGGUCGCGGCGCAACCCCUCCCAGUUCUUGCCGCCUGAAUUCACAAGAAUCAAGGACCGAGUGGUCGGUUGUUUUUGGGAUUGUGGGGACGUGCCCAACAAGGGCGCGAGGCUAUGGCUGUACGGAAGUACUUGGAUCGUCAUGCUGGAUGUGUCGAAGGACUUCCCGCAGCAUCAGCGUGGUGGCCACGAAAAGAAAAUCACGAAGGGCAACGACGUGUCAAAACGCGUCGCUGACGGUGGUGCCGAGAAAAUCGGCCGUCUGGGGCGAUACGAUGUGCUCGAGCCGGUGAUCAACGGCGCCGACGUCGGCGGGCCCGUAACGCACUCUGGGGAUGCACGGACGCAGCAGGACCACGACCGGGGCAGGAAGAGGAAACGAAAUACCGGGGCUGGUGACGAGGUCCGGCCGCAAGAGCGCGAAACUGGCCUUGGCAGAUUCGUGCGCAAAUUCAAGAAUGCGGCAGGCGAGGAUGAGGAGGUGAUUGAUCUCGACGUGGAAAACAGCCACCACACAGGAAAGGGCGAAGACGAAGAUGAAGCCGACGAUAUGGAGCUAGACGGCCCCGAUGGAGUCGACACCCUUGCGCUCAUGCGACGUGGUGACCGGGAGCACGAACAUGAGAGUAAAGAUACGAGACCGAGGACUCGACGCCCCUGGUCCCACUGGACUACGUUCGAGUAUCAUUCCAUCCUCGGCAUUUCAGUGAUAGUCCACAGAGGCGAGGUGACGUUGUCCACGAGCACGAACACAAACACAAACGCAGACGCAGACGCAAGCUCGAACAUCGAAGUCGUCAUCGUCGAACGCCCGAUCUACGAUAUCGACCAAGUCCCCCGCUUCGAUGGCGGCCAAGAGUGGGAGGUCUAA
Molecule: messenger RNA, 2994 nt
Organism: Cladophialophora carrionii CBS 160.54
Lineage: Eukaryota; Fungi; Ascomycota; Eurotiomycetes; Chaetothyriales; Herpotrichiellaceae
Exons: 3
Coding region: 1-2994 (997 amino acids)
Biological process (GO): maturation of SSU-rRNA from tricistronic rRNA transcript (SSU-rRNA, 5.8S rRNA, LSU-rRNA)
Cellular component (GO): t-UTP complex; 90S preribosome; small-subunit processome
Molecular function (GO): RNA binding; protein binding
Source: RefSeq, a predicted model, not a curated record